CCUUUCUCCUUCCCACUGCCAAACCCAAAGACCGAACAGAAACAGGGCAGCGACCAGCGAGAGAUCUGCCCACUCGUCGCCGUUGAGUCGCACCAGCCCGGUAGCCGGCAGCGCCCGCCCUCCCGCGAUGGCCACUCCCGACCUCCUCUUCAACCUGCGCAACCUCUUCUACCUCGGCGCCUACCAGUCCGCCAUCAACAACAGCGACGUCCCGGGCCUCGACGCCGACGCUGCGGCCGAGCGCGACGUCAUCGUCUUCCGCUCCUACAUAGCCCUCGGAUCCUACCAGUUGGUGAUCAGCGAGAUCGACUCGUCGGCGGCGACGUCGCUGCAGGCCGUGAAGCUGCUCGCGCUGUACCUCUCCGGUGACAAGGAGGGUGCAAUAUCCAGUCUCAAGGAAUGGCUGAGCGAUUCAGCUAUAGGAAGCAACCCUGUUCUGCGAUUGAUUGCUGGAAUUAUAUUUAUGCAUGAGCAAGACUACAAUGAGGCUCUCAAGCACACACACACUGGAGGAACUCUGGACCUACAUGCAUUAAACGUCCAGAUCUUUCUUAAGAUGCACCGUUCAGACUAUGCUGAUAAGCAAUUGAAGAUCAUGCAACAAACUGAUGAGGAUCAUACACUGACACAACUUGCAAAUGCAUGGCUGGACAUUGCUGUUGGUGGCUCUAAGAUUCGUGAAGCUUAUCUCAUAUUCCAGGACUUCGCUGAAAAGUACCCUAUGACAGCAAUGGUUCUUAAUGGCAAGGCAGUUUGCUGUAUGCACAUGGGGAGCUUUGAGGAGGCUGAAACACUAUUGCUUGAAGCCCUGAACAAGGAUGCAAAAGAUCCUGAAACCCUCGCCAACCUUAUUGUAUGUAAUCUCCACCUUGGCAAGCCGUCAUCCCGAUUCUUCAGCCAGCUGAAACUGUCACACCCUGACCACGUGCUAGUUAAGUCUGCUGCAUCAGCGGAAGAUAACUUCGAGAGGGCUCUCCAAUCUGUCGCUUGAAAGCCCCCUGCCUGAUUGCAGUUAGCACAUUAAGGCCCUGCGCUGUUACAUUUCGUAGUGCUUUCAACACAGAGAAUGGUAUUGGUUUUUGUUUUAUGAUGUUUAUGGUAACAGUGCUCGGCCAAUCUUGUACUCAAACAUACACCGAAUGAACGGAUAUAUGUAGAAUCUCCAAUGGUGGCAUCUGUCCUUACCAUCGACGUUUUAGUAUAUUCUGCUGGAUUUGUACACUGUCAAAAUUCUUGCUAUGGGCAACGUGUUCUGAAUCGUGUAAAACGUUCUGCUUCGUUGUAAUUUUGUACGUGAAGGCGUUCGUGUGAAGUGAGUCCCCUCAGUCUA
Molecule: messenger RNA, 1330 nt
Organism: Brachypodium distachyon (stiff brome)
Lineage: Eukaryota; Viridiplantae; Streptophyta; Magnoliopsida; Poales; Poaceae
Product: coatomer subunit epsilon-1
Exons: 7
Coding region: 128-991 (287 amino acids)
Biological process (GO): retrograde vesicle-mediated transport, Golgi to endoplasmic reticulum; intra-Golgi vesicle-mediated transport; endoplasmic reticulum to Golgi vesicle-mediated transport
Cellular component (GO): COPI vesicle coat
Molecular function (GO): protein binding; structural molecule activity
Source: RefSeq, a predicted model, not a curated record